Linnemannia hyalina is the source of this 261-nucleotide messenger RNA. NCBI's taxonomy places the organism in Eukaryota, Fungi, Mortierellomycota, Mortierellomycetes, Mortierellales, Mortierellaceae. The record is from the annotation of a GenBank genome assembly.
AUGGCUGGAGUCUUUCACCUCGUCAAGACCAACCCUGCUUUGGCUCCCCUCUUCAUUUUCGGAGGCUCAGGCAUCGUCGGUGGUGUUGCCUACAUCGGCCACUGCCUCGCCAACGGACCCGACGUUGUUAUCAACAAGACUGCCGCCGAGAAGCCAUGGAACCGUAUCCAGCCCCACGAAAACGCCAAGCUCUGGUCGCCCAACAAGGACUUCUGGCAGAACCGCAAAGUCAACGCCGAGCAGCUCAAAAAACAAGUAUAA